GAAGAGAACAAUCCCCUUGAGACAGAAUAUGGCCUUUCUGUCUAUAAGGACCACCAGAUAAUCACCAUUCAGGAGAUGCCAGAGAAAGCCCCAGCUGGCCAGCUUCCCCGCUCUGUGGAUGUUAUUCUGGAUGAUGAUCUCGUAGAUAAAGUGAAGCCUGGUGAUCGAGUCCAGGUGGUGGGGACUUAUCGUUGCCUUCCUGGAAAAAAGGGAGGCUACACCUCAGGGAAUUUCAGGACUGUUCUGAUUGCCUGCAAUGUGAAGCAAAUGAGCAAGGAUGUUCAGCCUUCAUUCUCUGCUGAGGAUAUAGCCAAAAUCAAGAAGUUCAGUAAAACCCGUUCCAAGGAUAUUUUUGACCAGCUGGCAAGGUCAUUGGCCCCUAGUAUCCAUGGGCAUGACUAUGUCAAGAAGGCAAUCCUCUGCUUGCUCUUGGGAGGGGUGGAACGAGACCUAGAAAAUGGCAGCCACAUCCGUGGGGACAUCAACAUUCUUCUAAUAGGAGACCCAUCAGUAGCCAAGUCUCAGCUUCUGCGGUAUGUACUUUGCACAGCACCCCGGGCUAUUCCAACCACUGGCCGGGGCUCCUCUGGAGUGGGUUUGACAGCUGCUGUCACUACAGACCAGGAGACAGGGGAGCGCCGUCUAGAAGCAGGGGCCAUGGUCCUGGCUGACAGAGGUGUGGUUUGUAUCGAUGAAUUUGACAAGAUGUCUGACAUGGACCGCACGGCCAUCCAUGAAGUGAUGGAGCAGGGUCGAGUGACCAUUGCCAAGGCUGGCAUCCAUGCUCGGCUGAAUGCCCGCUGCAGUGUUUUGGCAGCUGCCAAUCCGGUUUAUGGCAGGUAUGAUCAGUACAAGACUCCAAUGGAGAACAUUGGGCUACAGGACUCACUGUUGUCCCGGUUUGACUUGCUCUUCAUCAUGCUAGAUCAGAUGGAUCCUGAGCAGGAUCGGGAGAUCUCAGACCAUGUCCUCAGGAUGCAUCGUUACCGAGCCCCAGGGGAGCAGGAUGGUGAUGCUAUGCCCUUGGGUAGUGCUGUGGAUAUCCUAGCCACAGAUGACCCCAACUUGAGCCAGGAAGACCCACAGGACACCCAGAUUUAUGAGAAGCAUGACAACCUGCUGCAUGGGACCAAGAAGAAGAAGGAGAAGAUGGUGAGUGCAGCAUUCAUGAAGAAGUACAUCCACGUGGCCAAAAUCAUCAAGCCUGUCCUGACACAGGAGUCAGCUGCCUACAUUGCAGAAGAGUAUUCACGCCUGCGCAGCCAGGAUAGCAUGAGCUCGGACACUGCCAGGACAUCUCCAGUUACAGCCCGAACCUUGGAAACUCUGAUUCGACUGGCCACAGCUCACGCGAAGGCUCGCAUGAGCAAGACUGUGGACCUGCAGGAUGCGGAGGAAGCUGUGGAGUUGGUCCAGUAUGCUUAUUUCAAGAAGGUUCUGGAGAAGGAGAAGAAACGUAGGAAGAGAAGUGAGGAUGAGUCAGAGUCAGAAGAUGAAGAGGAGAAAAGCCAGGAGAGCCAGGAGGACCACGAGCAGAAGAGGAAGCGGAGGAAGACUCGCCCAGCGGAUGCCAAGGAUGGGGACUCAUAUGAUCCCUACGACUUUAGUGACACAGAGGAAGAAAUGCCUCAAGUGCACACUCCAAAGACAGCAGACUCACAGGAGGCCAAGGAAUCCCAGAAGGUGGAGCUGAGUGAAUCCAGGUUGAAGGCAUUCAAGGUGGCCCUCUUGGAUGUGUUCCGGGAAGCUCAUGCACAGUCGGUGGGCAUGAAUCGCCUUACAGAAUCCAUCAACCAGGACAGAGAAGAGCCCUUCUCAUCAGUGGAGAUCCAGGCUGCACUGAGCAAGAUGCAGGAUGACAACCAGGUUAUGGUGUCUGAGGGCAUCAUCUUCCUCAUCUGAGGAGGCCUCUCUGAACUUGGACUUGUGCUUAGAGAAUUUCCUUCCAUAUCCCAGGUUCCUUCCCCCACCUGAGUUUUUACCUUUGUUCUUUGAAUAACAGUGUUUUAAUUGAACUGAAGCUGAGAGAUACUAGUGAUGAAGCUAAAUCAGGACUUGGAAUCUUUGCGAAUGAGUAAUGGAAACUGCCGUGGGUCAGGAAAAGAAGAUAGGGAAGGACUAGGACCGUGAAACAUCAUUGAGAAAGCACUGGGUCAUGCACCCCACUUCCCAUCCCCAAACAAACCCAGACAUUAACUUCCUGGAUAUACCAUGACUGCUGAGUACUUUUGUGGACACAGCUGGUUUCUGUUCAUUCUUUGUUGUCUGUUUCCCUCUUCUCCAGAGCACUUUAGUCGGGCUUUGGGUGGUUCAGGGUAGAGAAAAACUGAGACAAGUCAUAAAGGUCAAGAAAGCUUUCUUUAUAGUAGCACUAGUUAAAAGUAACUUGUGUCUUUGACCUAGAUAUCUAGGAUAUUGAAUAAACGUGACCAUUUUGUACA
This is a messenger RNA of Tupaia belangeri chinensis (Chinese tree shrew), 2441 nucleotides long. It is a transcript of the gene MCM3, whose product is annotated as minichromosome maintenance complex component 3. The transcript has 13 exons. NCBI's taxonomy places the organism in Eukaryota, Metazoa, Chordata, Mammalia, Scandentia, Tupaiidae. Gene Ontology annotation, cellular component: MCM complex; nucleus. Gene Ontology annotation, biological process: mitotic DNA replication initiation; DNA strand elongation involved in DNA replication; DNA replication. The coding region runs from base 76 to 1902 and encodes 608 amino acids. The record is from RefSeq and is a predicted model, not a curated record. Gene Ontology annotation, molecular function: single-stranded DNA binding; ATP binding; single-stranded DNA helicase activity.